Dermatophagoides pteronyssinus (European house dust mite) is the source of this 663-nucleotide messenger RNA. It is a transcript of the gene hoip, whose product is annotated as NHP2-like protein 1 hoip. Gene Ontology annotation, molecular function: RNA binding. NCBI's taxonomy places the organism in Eukaryota, Metazoa, Arthropoda, Arachnida, Sarcoptiformes, Pyroglyphidae. Gene Ontology annotation, cellular component: ribonucleoprotein complex; nucleolus. Gene Ontology annotation, biological process: ribosome biogenesis. The record is from RefSeq and is a predicted model, not a curated record.
AGCGCCACAUUUUUUAUGUGAGCGCGCAUUGACAUGUGCUUUUUUUUGGCAUUCUUGAUUUCUAUUUUUUGCUUUUCCAAAAUUUUUUUUUAAAUCUUUUCCUUGUAUCCAUUUUUGAUCAUCAUCACCAAUCAUCUUGACGAUCCAAAAAAAAGAUGACUGAAGACAGUAAUGAAGAAAUUAAUCCAAAAGCCUAUCCAUUGGCCGAUUCAGCAUUGACAGCUAAAAUAUUCAAUCUACUUCAACAGGCUAAUAAUUAUAAACAAUUAAAAAAAGGUGCCAAUGAAGUGACAAAAACAUUGAAUCGAAAUCUUGCCGAAUUGGUUGUUAUGUCAGCGGAUACAACACCGAUUGAAAUCCUGUUGCAUUUACCAUUACUUUGUGAGGAUAAAAAUGUACCAUAUGUAUUUGUUCGAUCAAAGAAUGCACUUGGACGUGCAUGUGGUGUAUCAAGGAAAAUUAUUGCCUGUUCAAUUAUAUCGAAUGAAGGUUCAAUGCUAAAAUCACAAAUUGAAAGUUUACGAAAUGAAAUUGAAAAACUUUUGGUUUAAUUUAAAAAAAACAUGAUCACAUAUUUCAUCAUUAUUCAUGUCACAUUUUUGAAAUUCUUUAAAAGAUCUUAAAUCAAAAUGAAAUAAAUAUCAUUGAAUUGCAAAGAAUAAA